CGCUAUCAUACACACAUAUUGUUCAACAAAAAUGUGCCAGGCAGCUAGAUUCGAAAGUAUAACUUUCACAUUGCCUACGUCUUACAUGACAGACGACAACAGAUACUUCAUACACCAUGACCCCAUUCACUCUAUCCAGGAUUUCUCUUUGUUAAGUUAGGUGAAAAACAAGAGGCUUUAUACUAACACACUACGAAAUAAGGUCAAACCUUCAGGUGUGCUGCAUAGUGAGUCCGGUGUUCACGCUUCAUUUAACUUUUUGAUCAAUAGGCUUUAAAAGGAAAUAAAUUUUGAAUAUGGUAAACGUUUGGUGUUAGAAUCUGGCUGUAAGUUGGACAUCAGUAUGUUUACGAAACUGGUCACGUGUUUGUAUCCCGAUAUUAAACAGGUAACAAUUUAGGUGUCAGACUAGAAUAUAACCAAACAUGUCUAUGUCAUCAUCACCUUCAAACCGGGAGGAUUCAAUGAAUACCAGCUCAUUAACUGUUGACAACCAAUGGAAAGUUGAGAAAUAUAUAGCCGAGAGAUUGAGCAGACAAUCUGGGCCAUCCAAACUGGUACCCAUUGCAAAAUGGACUCUAACGAUCCUUCUUGGCUCUUUCAUCACUUGCAUAUUUGUUGCUACAAAACUGUCAUUCAUUUCGCUGGCCAGAUUUCUAAAUUCAGUGAAGCCUAGUUCCAACAAUUUUGACCAUAAAGAGUGGGUCUUCUACACUGGCCACUAUCUCCUCAUCUACUUGACCAUUGCUGUACCAUAUUUCUUACUGUUUCUGAGGUCUGCUUGGACAGGCCUAUGUCGUAGAACGGUGGUCUGGCCAACGAAACGGGCGAUGAUUUUGUGCGUUUUAGUUGGAAUUUUGGAGCCUUUUGGUUUGGUAAUCCUGGCUUUGAAGGUGCUUCCCAACAUGACGCCAACAUUAGGUGCUUUCACGAUGAGUUCUUUCAUUGCUUUCUCUGUUGUCGGGACAACCAUUGAAUCUUUUAAACACAGAGUUCAAUUUGUCUGGAAGGCUUGCAACAUUGUGUCUUUGAUUUUACUUUUUGGUGGUAUUGGACUGGUCAUCUACAUGGUAGUGGAUACUGGGGGCAUUAGCAAGGACAUAUGGCACCUUCCUGUGUGUAUUGCAGUCCUGAACGUUGCAUGGCUACCGUGGUUGCUGAAACGUAUGACAGAGCAAGCUGAGUCUGGGGUUGAGUUUACAGACGAUCACUUUAUUAGCAGAGGAUCAGAGUCUACAUCCACCACGUGGAAGUCAUCGUUCAUAACUUACGGAGUCAAAAACCUGGCCACAUUCUUUUUCUGCUUCGUCUUCUACUACCUGGAUACUGACUUCCCCAUCAAUUUCACACAGGAAAUGCUCUCGGUUUUCCUCUCGGCUUGGGAUUUCCACACCAGCAUCAGGGAUGCUCACGUCUGGGCCAACUUUGGCGUCAAUCUGAUUGGCGGGUUGGUUGGCUACAUCUUGGUCGCCGUCACGUGUCACACCAACAUGCAACGCGGCUGUCUCGCGCUGCCCCUGGUCUUGUCACUUCCGGUUUCAGUAAUUGUGAUCAAAGUUCGAGAGUUCUGCAAUGACUUCAUGGAUGACGACGUCUUCUGCCAGUUCAAUGACGGCAAGUUGGUGCUGGUCGUGAUGGUGGCAGUGGCCUUCACCUUGGGUCACAUGCUCUCAAUAGGGAGACACUCAUUUGAAAAAGAGUUAGUUUAUUUACAGAAAGAGCGAGAGCUUUUCUGGGUUCCUGGCUACAACGGUGCAGUCCUUGACUUCUUCCUUUUGUUGAAUCGUAAGCAAACGAUUGAGAUCACAAUUAGAUCCAGAUCUAGACGCCAGAAACUUGGAUGUAUGAAGACCAAAGUCUACAUUUGUACGACUAUGUAUCGAGAGGACGAAGGGGAAAUGAAACAAUUGUUAGAGUCAUUAGGUCGUGUGAACUUGGCCCAGCAAGAAGGCGAGACGUACUUUGAGUCACACAUUUUCUUUGAUGCUGGAGUGCGCAACAACAAAAUUUCAGAGUUUCCACUGAUUCUUGUCUCUUUGUUGGAGGAAACUUUAGGUGUAAAACCAGAACAUUGCACAAAGGUUGUCACACCUUAUGGUUUAAAGCUGAGUUGGGGGCUACCUUCCUAUAAAGACAAAGACCUCAUGAUUUUUAGCAUUCAUUUAAAGGAUAAUACUCUGGUGAAAAACAAAAAGCGAUGGAGUCAAGUGAUGUACAUGUCUUAUGUCCUAGACUUUCUCAAAGAUUCCGCAGCAAAUGGAGGGGAAUCUUAUAUCUUGACAACUGAUGCCGAUGUCAUGUUUACACCUGACUCUGUCGAAGCGUUGCUUGACCUGAUGACCAGAGACACUUCAAUAGGGGCUGUAUGCGCCAGGACACACCCGAUGGGCUAUGGUCCACUUGUUUGGUAUCAGGUGUUUGAGUACGCUGUUGGUCACUGGUUUCAAAAAGCCUCGGAGCAUGUUUUGGGGUCUGUACUUUGUGCCCCAGGAUGUUUCAGUGUGUACAGAUGCAGGGCGCUGAGUGAUGUCCUUCCUAAGUACUGUAAGAAAGUGGAGUCUGCCUUUGACUUCCUGACUAAAGACAUGGGAGAAGACAGAUGGAUGUGUACUCUGAUGGUACAAAGUGGAUGGAGAAUUGAAUACUGCGCAGCUUCAGAGAACAGCACCAACUGUCCCGCGGAAUUUGAAGAAUUCUACAAGCAGAGAAGGCGUUGGAUAGCUUCAACCUUGGCGAAUUUAAUGUUGGUUAUAAGGGAGUGGAGAUAUAUCUCCCUUUUCAACCAUCGCCUGGGUGUUGUAUUUCUUUGUUAUCAAGCUCUGUUGCUCUUCUCAACUCUGAUAGCCCCCAGUAUGGUGAUUUUAGUUGUAGCAGGCGGACUUCAGUAUGCUUGGGAUGUUGAUGUCAUAUCAAUGAUUCUCCUACAAGUUUUCGCUUGCAUCAUCUACACAUUUAUUUGUAUCUAUACAUCACAAGAUACCCAAAUGUUGGUUUCUAAACUGUAUACAUUUCUCUACGCCGUUGCCAUGUGUGCUGCUGUUGUGGGCACUGCUGAACAGGUGGUAGUGGAUAUCUCUGAAGAGUCAGGAUCGUCCAACGCCUCCAAAAGUUCACUGCAAGUGACACCAUCAGGGAAACCAAACCAGCAUAUCAGUAUCUACCUACCAGUAUCAGUUACAACAAUCUAUUUGGCAUUUCUGAUUGGUGUGUUCUUACUUGGUGGAGUACUGCAUCCCCGAGAGUUCACCUGCCUCUUCCAUGGUAUUUGGUAUCUGCUGUGUCUCCCUUCAGCCUACCUGGUGCUUAUACUCUACAGUAUUUGUAACCUAACGGACUCUAGCUGGGGUACAAGAGAAGAAACUAAAGUAACUGUUGGUUAUACAUCUCAUUGGUGGUCUAGCUUCUUUAGGAAAUGGUUCAAGAAAAUAUUCUUCUGUUUUACUUGUGUUACAUUCAGCUGUUUUCGAGACAAGGAGAAAACGUCCGGUGUCAGUGUCGGUGUACAGACGCCGGUGACAUCCUUACGACAGUCCUCAAUACCAGGUCUUACUGGAGAUGGUUUGGACAGAGCUAGUAGCCGUAUUAGUGUUAUGGAAGACCAAUACAUAUCUGGAGACUUUGCUUCCAACACUGACUAUGUAGAUUACGAAUUCGACGCAAGUGAUCUAAAAGACGAAAAUAAACCUAUGGACGUAGAUCAGUGGUUACCUCAAGAAUUAAGUUCGAUCUACUCUGAUGUCUUCAAGAAGCACGGUUAUGAAAACACACUUCUUAUUAAGGGACUUACAGAAGCGGAUCUCAUUCAGAUGGGGGUGAAACGCAAAGGGCAUGUACAGUAUAUACUCGGACUUAUAUCCAACUUGCCAGCAUUUGAGAUCGAGUAUAAAGUUCCGAACAAUGUUGAUGAUUGGUUGGAGGAAAUAGGUUUGUCCAUGUACCGAGACAAAUUCUACAAAAACAAAAUCAAAACUUUGAAAGAAAUGGAGAUUUUAAAAUCAUUCAACACCAAAAUGAUUUAUGACCAAUUAGAAAUAAAAAAACAAGGUCAUAUAAAACGUUUGCUGUAUGCUAUACGGAUGCUUAAAGAUCCUUUAGAAGCUCAGAAGAAAGUAAUCAGGAUGCGCCAACUUCUAGAUGGAGUGGACUUAAAGGAACUGAUGAUAUGUAACGUUGGAGAGUUUGACUUUUGGACCUCACUCAGGUCUAAAUGUCUAGAACCAGACCUCAAAGCAUUUGGCAUGGAGGCAGAGAUUAAAGAAAAACUAGUUGGCUUACGAAACAACUGGAUAAUGACCAUAGCAGUGGCUAACACUUUGUGGCUGAUCCUGCUGGCCACUAUUGCAAGCAAAGGAAAUCUAACCGUCAUAGGAGCUAACCCUAUAGGUUUGGUUUUCUUGAUUAUAUUUGGCCUGCUGUUUUUGGUUCAGUUUUUGGCUAUGAUCGUCCACAGGGUGUCCACUUUAUGUCAUUAUGUGGCGAGGGCGCCGUACACCUUUGGCAACCCUCUUCUGACUACUUGGUCUUUCCAAGACAAGUUUGACAGCUUUGUUAUAGCUACAAGUGAUUCCGAAGAAGUUGUAACCGGAGCUGAAAGUGAUAAUGUUGGCAGACCAAGAGGACCUCUCAGUGAAAGAACUCCUUUGCUGUCAGAAAGACCUUUGGCAGAGGUUAUUUGAUUAUAUGCACAAUUUGUUUGUCUAGGAACAUUGUUGAUACAAUUAUUAGUCAAUGUUUUAUUUGGAUGAUAUAUCUUCACCCCCCCCCCCCCCACUCUCUCUGUGUUCCUCUCUUCAAAUUAAUAGCCUGAUUCACAAUGUCAUUUUAUAUUUUUACAUACGUAGCCCACUGUCUAACCUUCAACCCAUCGUUCAAUAAAAAGUAAAUAAAAAUUUUGUACCAAUAUUUUAGUCUUUAUUUAUUUUUUUUAAAAAUAAAUAUUACUUAUAAAUGUUUUGACUCUUGCAGUUGAAGAUACUUAAAAAGUUUAAAACAGACUAUUUGUAACCUAAAUGAAAACAAUUUUUCUCAAUUCAUUGUUCUUUUAAGAUAUAUCACUGUGGUCAAUGAUAAAUAAAGAAAACAAUAGUUUGUCUUAACAGAAGACUGUCAUUACAUGCAAUUCAGGAGAUGAAAAUGUUUUAAUAAAGAUUGUAAUUGCAUGUAAUGAGGAAGAUGAAAGCAUAUUUUGUGUGUGUGUUAUUUAGAGACGUUUUUAUUGUGUUCAACUCGUAUACAGAAAUAUUUUAAUGUUUUUUUUUAAUCAAAUUUAAAAAAAGAAUCUAUUGUUAUUUAUUUCAAUGAUAGUAAUCACAAACAUUUUCUUUCUUCUUUUCUUUUUUUUAAACUAGAUAAACGUUUGAAAUAUAUUAGUUUUAAAAUAUUACUUUUAUUGAAUUUUAACAUAAAUGUUUAUUAUACUUAAGUAAUUGUUUAUCAAUAUUAUAUAAGAGAUUUCAAAAUCUUAAUAUGUAACAAAACACACGUACCUACAUAACCACUUGCAUUUACAUGCAGUGCUAACACACAUACAUACAUUCAUACAUAUUCAUACAUAUUCAUUAUUUGUCAAUGUUUUUUCAAUUCUGUCAUUCUAUUUUAUACUUUUUUAUAUAAAUACUUGUUUACGGUUGUUGUCAACUGUUUAACCAUAGAAAGAUGAUGAAACAAGAAAAAUAUUAAAAGAAUAUUUAUUAAAAAAUCAUACUUAAAGGGAAAAACCUCAAUAUCACUGCUUUGUAGAUAUCUAUCAAUCUAUCUAUCUAUCUAUAUCUAUAUCUAUAUCUAUAUCUAUAUAUAUAUAUAUAUAUAUAUAUAUAUACACACAUAUAUAUAUAUAUAUAAGGCUUGUCUUCGAGUCCGAAGAUUAACGAGGAAUGCAGUAUUUCCAGUGGCUGCGCAGCCCCAGCUGUGACCUAGUUAUUUUGCCACACCCAGGGUAAUGUAUGUAAUCUAUAAUCAACAUAAUAAUAAUUUUUAAAAAGUUUUAUUGCAUUCUUCAUACUGAUUGCCUAAAAGAAUCUGAGAUAAAAACAUUCAGGCCUGUAAACAGGCGUUCUUUUGACUGAACUACUUCAUAUCCUAGGAAAAAAAUCUCCUUGUUAGUUGUUAGAUUUGAACUUGUACUACCAUAACUGUAUGAAACAUCAUGAACACUCAGUCCUAGUAGAACGAAGUGUUCAAAUAAAGUUCUUGGAAUGUCAUUACAAUUCGAUUAAAAAAAAAGAAAUUGUGUUAAUAAAAUAGAAUGAUUGA
Molecule: messenger RNA, 6252 nt
Organism: Biomphalaria glabrata
Lineage: Eukaryota; Metazoa; Mollusca; Gastropoda; Planorbidae
Exons: 29
Coding region: 426-4676 (1416 amino acids)
Cellular component (GO): cell periphery; cell septum
Molecular function (GO): chitin synthase activity; protein binding
Source: RefSeq, a predicted model, not a curated record